Solanum verrucosum is the source of this 2912-nucleotide messenger RNA. RefSeq names its product calcium permeable stress-gated cation channel 1-like. The record is from RefSeq and is a predicted model, not a curated record. Lineage: Eukaryota; Viridiplantae; Streptophyta; Magnoliopsida; Solanales; Solanaceae. The transcript has 12 exons. Gene Ontology annotation, cellular component: plasma membrane. The coding region runs from base 290 to 2593 and encodes 767 amino acids. Gene Ontology annotation, molecular function: calcium-activated cation channel activity.
UUCUUGAAUAAUUUUCCUAUUAUGGUGAAUACACUUUCUUCUCAUUAUUAUCCAAAAUAGUGCAAGAAAAACUACAUUACGUUAUUGUGACUCGGUGGGGUUUUGGUUUAUUGGGGGUUGGAGUUUAGUUAAAGUAUGAGAAAGGGGGAAAAGUGACAACUUUUGGCUUUUAUGGAGCUUUGAAGUUAUUGUACUUCUCCGAUCGGCUAUUGUUACUCUGCUUUUCUGUUAUACUUAGCAGCUCUGUAAUUGGAAAGUGAUAUUUAGUCACAACUCACAAUAGUACUAGAUGGCGACGCUUGGAGAUAUAGGCCUUGCAGCAGCAAUAAAUAUUAUAUCUGCCUUGAUCUUUCUUGUGGCAUUUGCAAUUUUGCGGCUCCAACCAUUCAAUGACAGAGUUUAUUUCCCCAAAUGGUAUCUUAAGGGGUUGAGACACAGUCCCACCCGCUCUGGGGCAUUCGUCGCCAAAUUUGUUAAUGUUGAUUGGAGGGCAUAUAUAAGGUUUCUGAACUGGAUACCAGAUGCACUGAAAAUGCCUGAACCUGAGCUUAUUGACCAUGCAGGGUUGGACUCUGCUGUUUAUUUGCGCAUAUACUUGCUAGGGCUAAAAAUCUUUGUUCCUAUAACGUUGCUUGCGUGGGCUAUCCUGGUACCUGUAAAUUGGACAAAUAGCACUCUGACAAAAUCCGACUUUACUUAUAGUGACAUUGAUAAGCUUUCCAUUUCAAAUGUUCCGCUUGGAUCACUCAGGUUUUGGACUCAUAUUGUAAUGGCUUAUGCCUUCUCAUUCUGGACCUGCUAUGUCUUAAAAACUGAGUAUGCAAAAGUUGCAGCCAUGAGGUUGCAGUUUGUCGCCUCUGAAAAACGUCGCCCCGACCAAUAUACAGUCCUUGUUAGGAAUGUUCCGCCUGAUGCUGAUGAAUCAGUUAGUGAAUGUGUGGAGCACUUUUUCCUGGUUAACCAUCAAGAUCAUUAUCUCAUGCAUCAGGGUGUUUAUAAUGCCAACAAACUAGCAAAAUUGGUGAAGGAGAAGAAGAGUAAGCAAAAUUGGCUCGACUAUUACCAACUUAAGUACUCUAGGGAUCAAUCAAAACGGCCUAUGAUGAAGACUGGUUUCCUUGGAUGCUUUGGAGCAAAAGUUGACGCAAUCGAGCAUCAGAUUGCUGAAAUUGAAAGAUUGACAAAAGAGAUAGCUGAAGAGAAACAAAGGGUAGAAAAAGACCCAAAGUCUACCAUGCCUGCAUCAUUUGUCUCCUUCAAAUCGCGGUGGGGUGCUGCUGUUUGUGCACAAACACAGCAAUCCAGAAAUCCAACCUUGUGGUUGACAGAAUGGGCUCCAGAGCCACGUGAUGUAUUUUGGAACAACCUGGCAAUCCCCUAUGUUUCUUUGACAAUUAGGAAGCUCAUUAUUGCUGUUGCCUUCUUUUUUCUGACAUUCUUCUUCAUGAUCCCAAUUGCAUUUGUCCAAACCCUUGCCAGCCUUGAUGGGAUUAGGAAGAAAGCACCAUUUCUGAAAGUUAUCAUUGACGAACCUUUCAUCAAGGCGUUCAUCCAAGGUUUUCUACCUGGGAUUGCUUUGAAGAUCUUUCUCAUAUUUCUGCCAACCAUAUUGAUGAUGAUGUCCAAAUUUGAGGGCUGGCUAAGCAUAUCAGCUCUAGAGAGGAAAUCUGCAUCUAAAUACUACAUCUUCACUAUUGUAAAUGUGUUCCUCGGGAAUAUAAUUGCAGGAGCUGCAUUUGAACAACUAAGUACCUUUCUCAAUCAGUCAGCAAACCAAAUCCCUAAAACAAUUGGUGUCGCAGUUCCUAUGAAAGCAUCCUUCUUCAUAACCUACAUAAUGGUUGACGGGUGGGCUGGUAUUGCUGGAGAGAUCCUAAGGCUGAAGCCGCUAAUAUUUUACCACUUGAAGAACUUUUUCUUGGUUAAGACGGAAAAAGAUAGAGAAGAGGCAAUGGAUCCUGGAAGCGUUGGUUUCAACACAGGGGAACCACAGAUACAAUUAUAUUUCUUAUUGGGGCUUGUCUAUGCUGUGGUCACACCAUUUCUGCUUCCGUUCAUAUUGGUCUUCUUUGGCCUUGCAUAUGUGGUAUAUCGUCAUCAGAUUAUAAAUGUAUACAAUCAGGAGUACGAAAGUGCAGCAGCAUUCUGGCCAGAUAUUCAUGGACGUAUAAUUUUCGCACUGUGCUUUUCUCAGUUAUCUCUACUGGGCUUGCUAGGUACAAAACAUGCUACUCAGUCAGCACCUUUCCUGAUUGCCCUUCCAGUGCUGACCAUCUCAUUUCACUUGUACUGCAAAGGUCGUUAUGAGCCAGCUUUCACCAAAUAUCCGAUACAGGAAGCAAGGAUGAGAGAUACCCUGGAACAAGCAAGGGAACCGAAUCUUAAUCUGAAGGGCUACCUUCAAAAUGCUUAUGUGCAUCCUGUUUUCAAAGACGAUGAUGAGGAUGAAGAUGAGGACUUCAUGAUGAAACUGGAGACUGAUAGCGUUCUUGUCCCCACAAAACGCCAGUCAAGAAUGAAUACACCAGUUCCCAGCAAAGUCAGCGCUGGCUCAUCUCCAUCACUUCCUGAUGCAGUCAUUCAUGAACAUUAAACAGCUUAGAAUGUUAGGUUGGAAUAUUCACCUCCUUUGUGCAUGGGAGUUAGAUCGCGGAGCUUCAACCUUAGCUAAGUGGUACAGAGAGCACUUCAACACAUCAUAGUUGAGCUGGCUGGACCAGUUUACGUUGGGACGGUUGGCAUUGAAAGUAUAAAAAAUUGUAAAGAACUCCGGUGGUUUCUAUAGGUGUAGCAUUAGAAGAGUUUUGUACACUUAAGGAUGUUUAUAUUUUUAGCAUUUGCUGGUUGUUGACACUGAGGAUAUAAUCUUGUACACAAGCUUUGUAAGGGAAUGUAUUUAUUUUUAUCGAUCU